Molecule: messenger RNA, 2609 nt
Organism: Zalophus californianus (California sea lion)
Lineage: Eukaryota; Metazoa; Chordata; Mammalia; Carnivora; Otariidae
Gene: SOSTDC1
Product: sclerostin domain containing 1
Exons: 7
Coding region: 1030-1650 (206 amino acids)
Biological process (GO): negative regulation of Wnt signaling pathway; negative regulation of BMP signaling pathway
Molecular function (GO): BMP binding
Source: RefSeq, a predicted model, not a curated record
UCACCCACUAACAAUCAUUUCAUUGAUCUGAGCUCUAAAUAUCAGAAAACUUAGCUUUCUGAAGAUGAGAUGUACCACUGGCCACAUGUGGAGGGUGGGGGUGAAGGAAUGCCCUGCAGAAUCCUAGCGGAGCCUGAAGCAAAAAAGAAAAAAGAAAUUAGGACUGCUCAUCCUGCCCUUAUUUAAAAUUUUGACAUUCUGCUCUUCAUGAAUGCUGUUGUAUUAAUUUUGAAUUUCUAAAAAAAAUAUUGCAUAAGACGUUUGUUUUGAUUGCUGAGUUUGGUUGCUUUACAUUUUUGUACUAAGGCCAGUGUCUUACUUGGCUCAUCCUAGCCCCAGUCCCAGGAUGCAGGUGGAGGUGGCAGUAUCAAGGAGCCCCAGAUCCCAGGCGCAACUCUUGGCUGAUCAUAUAGUGAAGGGGUUUCUUUCAAGGACAUCCAAGAGUUCAGACGGAUGCAAACAGCAAGGGAAAAGAGGGGGAAGAAGGAAAAGAAAAGAAAGAAAAGUUGUACAUGGGUGUCUGCAUGAACAUCAGUAAGAGCCACGGUAACAGCCAGCAGCAUGAAAACAACUUGCUGAGAAAGCUAUUUUAACACCUCUGAUUAACACAGAAAAGGAGAUAAAAUGCUUCAUCUUCAAAGAGAUUCAUGGAAGAGAGCCUGACAAGUACUGUAAAAUAGAAGAUUCUGAGAACUUUAAGAUCGUAACAAUGAACUGGGAAUGGAGAAUCGCAGUGUAAAUGGCACAUCUGUUGCAGGUGUGGAUAAAGAAGUUCAGGAAAGUACUCAUUUCUUACGUGGGCAGCGGAGUCAAAGGAAGCAAUGAACAAAAUGCUUGGGUCAUGUAGGGAUCCCACCCCUUCUCUGUGUUUUCACUCUGAAGCUCUAUACAACUUUACACCUGAAUGAACGCCAAACCUCACUGGAUAUAUAAAGGGGACCUUGAGGAGGAAUUUCACAGUUACAGUGCAGAAGCAGCAGAAGGAAAGGAAUUAACCAGCUCUUCAGCCAAGCAAAUCCUCUCCUCACCAUGCUUCCUCCUGCCAUUCAUUUCUAUCUCAUUCCCCUUGCAUGCAUCCUAAUGAAAAGCUGUUUGGCUUUUAAAAAUGAUGCCACAGAAAUCCUUUAUUCACAUGUGGUUAAACCUGUUCCAGCACACACCAGCAGCAACAGCACGAUGAAUCAAGCCAGAAAUGGAGGCAGGCAUUUCAGUAACACUGGACUGGAUCGGAACACUCGAGUUCAAGUGGGUUGCCGGGAACUGCGUUCCACCAAAUACAUCUCUGAUGGCCAGUGCACCAGCAUUAGCCCUCUGAAAGAGCUGGUGUGUGCUGGUGAGUGCUUGCCCCUGCCUGUGCUCCCCAACUGGAUUGGAGGAGGCUAUGGAACAAAGUACUGGAGCAGGAGGAGCUCCCAGGAAUGGAGGUGUGUCAAUGACAAAACACGUACCCAGAGAAUCCAGCUGCAGUGCCAAGAUGGCAGCACGCGCACCUACAAAAUCACAGUGGUCACUGCCUGCAAAUGUAAGAGGUACACUCGGCAGCACAACGAGUCCAGUCACAACUUUGAGAGCAUGUCGCCUGCCAAGCCAGCCCAGCACCACAGAGAGCGGAAAAGAGCCAGCAAAUCCAGCAAGCACAGCCUGAGUUAGACCUCAGACUCUCCGAACUAGACUGACUCGUAACCAUCUGCUUUACAGAUUCGAUUGCUUGGAAGACUCGAGCCUGCCAUUGCUAUUCUGUUACUUGAAAAUAUAUGCUUUCUGCUUUGAUCAAACCCACCAAGCUGUCCUAAGUAUCAGGACCUUCUUUGGGAAGAGCUUUUCCUUUUCCAGUUUUUCAAGAUGUAUGCAUAUCCAGGAGGGCGAUUUGCAUUUAAACCCCAGGCAACCUGUAGAUUUAAUUCCCCACGGUUCUUGAAAGACUGGUGGUACUGUAUACAUCACUGAAUCGUUACUUUUUUAAAACAGAAAAGGGCUUCUCGUUUACCCUGCACUCCCCAACCCAUCCCCACUCCCAUCCCCAACAAAACCCCUUCAAAAUUAAAAAGUUAAAAAAAAUAGUUGCCACGAGUCUUCACAGUAACACUUCAGAAAGGUGCUUUUUUUUUUUUUUUGUAAUCUUCAUGGGAACAGUUUAGUAGCCAUGAGUGAUCCCCUUUGAAAGAGGGCAAGAUAUUGUGACAUUUCACUUCAAAAAUCAGCCCUGUAGCUUUUGACAGUCUCAUAGUAGGAAAUUAUACCCUGCAUGCUUACCCUUGCUUAGAACGGAAUGCCAGAAAUGCAUGGCAGCAGCUAAUAAGUAAAACUGAUGAACUAUUUAUUUGUCAAUGUUAUUAUUUAAUGAGCUUUCACGUGUGAUUUUUUUCAAAAUGUUAAUUUUUUAUGUUUUGAAGCUUUUCCAUGUACCUAAAUAUUUUCCUGUAUGAUUUGUGGUUGAUCUAGAAAUAUGAGAAUACAUGUUGUAGAUAUGUAAAAUAAAUAUUUUAGUCUCCUUAUUACAUAUAUGUGACAUCAUGAACUUUAUCAAUAGUAUGGAUCUUUUUAAAUCAAUAAGAUGCUUUGUAAAGCUGAAAUAUGUAAUACUUUUUUUUGUUUAAUCUGUGCAAUCA